Budorcas taxicolor (takin) is the source of this 634-nucleotide messenger RNA. Its product is annotated as actin-related protein 2/3 complex subunit 4-like. Gene Ontology annotation, cellular component: Arp2/3 protein complex; actin cytoskeleton. The transcript has a single exon. Bases 9 to 515 code for a protein of 168 amino acids. Gene Ontology annotation, biological process: Arp2/3 complex-mediated actin nucleation; actin filament polymerization. Gene Ontology annotation, molecular function: actin filament binding. Lineage: Eukaryota; Metazoa; Chordata; Mammalia; Artiodactyla; Bovidae. The record is from RefSeq and is a predicted model, not a curated record.
CGCCCGCGAUGACUGCCACUCUCCGCCCCUACCUGAGUGCCGUGCGGGCCACACUGCAGGCUGCCCUCUGCUUGGAGAAUUUCUCCUCCCAGGUCGUGGAACGACAUAACAAGCCGGAAGUAGAAGUCAGGAGUAGCAAAGAGCUCCUGCUACAACCCGUGACCAUCAGCAGGAAUGAAACGGAAAAGGUUCUGAUUGAAGGUUCCAUAAACUCUGUCAGGGUCAGCAUUGCUGUGAAACAGGCUGAUGAAAUCGAGAAGAUUCUAUGUCACAAGAUCAUGCGCUUCAUGAUGAUGCGAGCAGAGAACUUCUUUAUCCUCAGAAGGAAACCAGUGGAGGGGUAUGACAUCAGCUUUCUGAUCACCAACUUCCACACAGAGCAGAUGUAUAAGCACAAGUUGGCGGACUUUGUGAUCCACUUCAUGGAGGAAAUUGACAAAGAAAUUAGUGAGAUGAAGCUGUCUGUCAAUGUCCGUGCACGCAUUGUGGCUGAGGAGUUCCUCAAGAAUUUUUAAACCACCUGGCUGGAUCUCGUGGCCUUCCCCCUCAGGAUCCCCCGUGUCUCUGUGAAGUCGUCCUGGAGUUAACUUCCCAGAGCAGCAGCGGCGACGACGGCAGUGGUGGCAGCAGUGGA